Messenger RNA from Vicia faba (fava bean), 822 nucleotides. The record is from the annotation of a GenBank genome assembly. Lineage: Eukaryota; Viridiplantae; Streptophyta; Magnoliopsida; Fabales; Fabaceae.
AUGGUGCAGUGGCAGAGACAUCUUUUCCCAAUUCUUCGUCGCAUUCAUAAGGGAGUCGAGCAUGUCAAUCACUCGGCUACGAACCUUGUAAUUUAUCGCUUUGCCUCUUCUCUUACACAAGGUCAGUUACAGAGGCAAUCAUCAACAAGUUUUCCAACUGUCUCAAGGCCUUUUUAUCAGUGUUUUCAAUAUCAGGGAAUUUCUAGUUCUACCCAGUUGCUCAAAAAUUCAUCUGAGGACGCACCUGUUUCGUCGCCUUUAGUUCCAGUUUCAUCAUUUGGUAGUUCAAAAGGUGAAGACCAGAAUCAGAAAGCAAUUACUAAGGCAGAAAAAGUUCAAGCAGUACUAAAGAAAAUAAAGCAGAGUCCAAAGAAGCUGAACUUGGUUGCUGCUUUGGUACGUGGUAUGCUUGUUAAAGAUGCAUUGCUGCAGUUGCAAGUGACAGUAAAGCGGGCUUCAAAAACUGUAUAUCAGGUUAUUCAUUCAGCCAGAGCAAACGCUUCUCACAAUCAUGGGUUGGAUCCCGAACGCCUCAUUGUUGCUGAAGCAUUUGUUGGAAAGGGAGAUUUUAAGAGGAGAAUUUCCUACCAUGGCAAAGGAAGAUCUGGAGUCAUGCACAGACCAGAAUCCAGGCUAACUGUUGUAGUUAGAGAGAUAACCCCUGAAGAAGAAGCAGAUAUUGCUAGGCUGAAGGUCCACAACUUUAAGAAGCUUACUAAGAGGGAGAGUCGACUUGUGCCACACCAGCUUAUCGAGACCACUCCUGUUUGGGGCCGAAAAAACAAAUCUAGCCGUCAAGACUCGAGUGUUGCAGUUGCAUGA